Molecule: messenger RNA, 1914 nt
Organism: Physella acuta
Lineage: Eukaryota; Metazoa; Mollusca; Gastropoda; Physidae
Biological process (GO): positive regulation of intracellular estrogen receptor signaling pathway; positive regulation of cell cycle G1/S phase transition
Cellular component (GO): MLL3/4 complex
Molecular function (GO): nuclear estrogen receptor binding
Source: RefSeq, a predicted model, not a curated record
UACUAAUCUAACUAAUAGCGCUGAAAUUUUUAACAUGUCAACUUGAACUUAAUGACACUUGAUGACUUAACCUAUAUUUUUCAAAUUUUGGAAAUUAUUUCAAUGGAGGAGAAUCCAAAGACAGAUAGCUUAAAAACUGAUGAGCCUGAUAAAGGAAAUUUCAACUUCAUUCUAGAAAAUGGCCUAUGGCACCCAAACCCCACGGAUAUUUUAGCUGUGUUUGAGAAGCUACAACAGGCUAAUGGCGGGCCCCUGCCAUUGAUUUGGAAGUGCCCUGGGCGACGAGCACCAGAGAAAAAUGUAACUCAGGAGGACCAGUCCAGCGAUAGAGUUGAUAGACGUGAAGCUGAUAGUAAAGAGGAAAAACUGAGAGCCCCUGAAGUGAGUGCUUUUGAUUUUGAUGAAUUUGGAGCAGAUAUGAACUCUAAGCUGACACCAAGAACUACACCAGGUCUAACCCGCACUCCCCGCACAGAAAAAAGAGUUGCCAAGAUGGACAAUAUCAUGGACUCUUUGUUCAAACAGCACCUGCAGCGGACAGCAGAGAAGGAAGCCAAAAGGAAAGCCUCAGGGACUCCAACUGGCAGGUCCAGACCUUUCAUGUCUCAGAGACCUAAAGCAACUGUCUCAAGACAGCUGAAUGCUUUGGGUGGUGAUGUAUCAGAGAGUCCAGCCAACACUUCAGCCAGUGAUGUUGCACUGAACAAAGGGGCAUCAGCCAAUGAUGUUGCACUGAACAAAGGGGCAUCAGCCAAUGAUGUUCCUCUGAACAAAGGGGCAUCAGCCAGUGAUGUUGCACUAAACAAAGGGGCAUCAGCCAGUGAUGGUGUACUAAAUAAUGAGCCAUCAAAUGCUGUGACAUCCACAGAUAUAAAGAUGGCAUCCAAUGUCAGCUGUGUGACAUCCUCUUCACGAUCUUCCCCUACUCAACUGGCUACCACUGUGGUGACAUUGGAUGCUGGUGACACGACUGCCCUACCCACUGGUGACACAAACACCACCCCAUUGACUGAUAACACAAGCAGUUGUCUACCAUCUACUGGUGACAUAACCAGCAUACCACUUUCAACAGGUGACACAAAAAAUACCCCACAACCAAGUGGUGACACAAACAAUGCUGUACCACCAACUGGUGAUGUAAAAUCUGCUUCACCACCAAGUGGUGACUCAAAUUCUGCCCUGCCACUAACAGAGGCUGCUACAUCAGUACCUCAGAGUGUAGCCUCCACAUCACCCCCACCUUCUCAAUGUACUGCCACUGUCAGUCACAGUACUGUCACUGUCAGUCACAUUACUGCCAGUGGUUCCAGCACAAACAUGUCACCUGACACCUGUCCACAAUCCUCUAGCUCACCUGUGCAGGCAACAGUGAGCCCAGGUGAGCAUGGUGCCACUGCUCUAGGCACUGAGCCCAAAGCUCAGGAGCUGGUUACAAAUCAAUCAGUGGCAGCAAUCAGCCUCUCCCCUGAUCAAGUCAGCCAGGAACCUGCCUUUUCCAAGUUGAACUUGACAGAAACAGCAUCAGCUGAGAGAAUGGAAGAAGGCUAGGAGCAGCACAAUAGCUGGAAGCCAGAGGAAACCUAGGCCACACUGGUGCUGAGAGAAGCAAAUGGUGCCAUCAUAGCAACAGCAACUAGAGAAGGUUUAUUCAGGUGUGGCUGGCAUCUGUUCAAAUUCUAAAUUGAUCUAAGGAAAUGUGCUGGAGUCUGGGUCAAAGUUCAUAGACUGCCACUCAAUACUUUAUUUUCCUCUAGCUCACAUGGUUAAUAUGGUUUACCAGUGAACCAAUUGAUAUGAUUUGAAUUAAAGUAUCCUACUUAGUUCAUCAAAUCCAAAAGCAAGCCAUAAAUUGGAAUAAUUGAUAUUAAAUUUUAUUCUUGGUGUUGAACACAAUAAAAAGAAUAUAUAAAGAUU